Brassica rapa (field mustard) is the source of this 2728-nucleotide messenger RNA. Its product is annotated as myb family transcription factor APL. Lineage: Eukaryota; Viridiplantae; Streptophyta; Magnoliopsida; Brassicales; Brassicaceae. The record is from RefSeq and is a predicted model, not a curated record. Gene Ontology annotation, molecular function: DNA binding; DNA-binding transcription factor activity.
ACGUAUAUACAUUAGUAUUGUAUGUAGAAACAAUUCAUCAUCAUUUUGUAAACAAGGUAGUUUUGUAGAUUCUAAAUGGAAUCAAUAAUAACAAGGCUGAUUUCCACGCUGUAGUGUCCGUGGUAGAAGUUCAAUAUUCUACGUUUGUAAACACGUAUGUGUCGUCGACAAAAAAAACACAUAUGUGUCUUAUUGGUUAAUUUUUUUCAUAUGUAAACCAUGGGUUUUAAUUAAUCAAUCUAAUAGCGUUUUGUUUUAAUUAACAAAAAAAAAAAAAUACCGGUUUUGGAUUGUAGCUGUUAUUAUAUUUUUUUCUUACAAAAUAUUUGGUCCAUUAGCUUAUAAGAACGAACUCAUCAUUGCUUAGAAUUGUAUAUUCAGCUCAUAAUUAGCCAAAAAGGUUUACCCUACCAUAAAUGAUAAAUCCAGUUUUGUGAGUUUUUUUUCUUUUGAUAUUUGUAUAUGUAUGUGUCCCGAUUAUAUAUUGCAAUAUGUAUAACGAUGUAGACAUGCUAUAUAAGUCUAAUAUACGACUAUCCCUCGUGCGGUCUUAUUGAAAAGAAUAUAUAUAACUUUAAUAUAUUCACCUUUGAAAAAGGUUUAUAUUCUCGUUUCAUCUCAUUAUCUUCGAAAUUAUUUUAAAUUUUAUUACAAUUCUUAAAUACUUUUAUAAAUUCAAAUCGAGCAAAAAAUCAUUUAAAAGUAUAAUAAAUAUGGUUUUAAUUAAAUACUAGUAGAUAUUUAAUACCUUAAUUAAAUUAUAUAGAACUUUAAGAUAUGUAUUUCAGAAGAUUUAAUCGUUUAUAUGAGAAAUUGAAAAAGCUCAUAUAUAUUUAACAUUGUAAGAAUCAGUGCAUAUAUAUACUAAAUACACCAACCUAUUUUAUGUAUGUGUAUUUAGCUAACUCGUAUAGGAUCUCCUCCCACAUGUUAAAACUUACCUUUUCCAAAAAAAAAAUCAAUAUAUGAAUAUAUUUUGAGUAUACAGAUUCUUAUAAUUUUAAACUUAUUGUAUAAUUAAUAUGUAAAGUAAUUUUGAGACAGACAUGAAUUACUUCAUGUAUACGUAUAGCAUUCAUUUUAUAUUAAAAGUAAUCCAAAGGUAUUCAAGCUGAGAGGUCUAAACAAAACAAUUGAAAAGAUAGCGACAGUAUCUUUUCACAAAGGAACGUCUGCGUACUAGUCUCAACCUUUAUCCUCACUUAGUAACGAUAAAACAAUAUUAUAUUUAUAACCAAAUUCGAAUUUAUUUAAUUCACAAACAAAAUAAAAAGAAGACGAGAGAAAGAGCAAAAAGCCGUCAUCUGAUCUCUUCAAAAACGCAUCGUAUUCUCUCACAUUUUUGCAUCACAUUCGUUUCCUUGAAUCCCUCUGUUAGAGAGAGAGAGAGAGAGAAAAAAAAGAGAGUAAUAGAGAGAGAAUGUUCCAUGCUAAGAAACCUUCAAGUAUGAAUGGUUCAUAUGAGAACAGAGCUAUGUGCGUUCAAGGCGAUUCAGGCCUCGUCCUCACCACUGACCCUAAACCGCGUUUGCGUUGGACCGUCGAACUCCACGAGCGUUUCGUUGAUGCCGUCGCUCAGCUCGGCGGCCCGGACAAAGCGACACCAAAGACGAUUAUGAGAGUUAUGGGUGUGAAGGGUCUUACUCUUUACCACCUUAAGAGCCAUCUUCAGAAAUUUAGGCUUGGAAAGCAGCCGCACAAGGAGUACGGAGAUCAUUCCACAAAGGAAGGUUCAAGAGCUUCUGCCAUGGAUAUUCAGCGCAACGUAGCUUCUUCUUCUGGCAUGAUGAGUCGCAACAUGAAUGAGAUGCAAAUGGAAGUACAGAGAAGGUUGCAUGAACAGCUGGAGAGACAUUUGCAGUUGAGGAUUGAAGCACAAGGAAAGUACAUGCAGUCUAUAUUGGAGAGAGCUUGCCAAACCCUAGCCGGUGAGAACAUGGCAGCCGCCUCCGGCGGAGGGUUCAAGGGCAAUUUGGGAAGCUCGAGUCUUUCCGCAGCUAUGGGUCCACAUCCUCUUAGUUUCCCGCCAUUUCAGGACCUAAACAUCUAUGGAAACACAACCGAUCAAGUCCUCGACCAUCAUAACUUCCAUAAUCAGAACAUAGAGAAUCAUUACACGGCCAACAAUGCUGCAGACACCAACAUUUACUUGGGGAAGAAGCGACCAAACCCUAGUUUUGGUAACGAUAUAAGGAAAGAACUCUUAAUGUGGUCUAAUCAAGAUCAUGAACCGAUCGAUGAUGAGCAUCGGAUUCAGAUACAAAUGGCUACACAUGUCUCCACGGAUUUGGAUUCUUUGUCAGAAAUUUACGAUAGGAAACCGGGUUUAUCAGGUGAUGAAGGAAACGAUUGUGGGAAAUUAUUGGAAAGGUCAUCGCCUCGAAGAUCACCAUUGAGCCCUAUGAUGAACCCUAAUGCUGGGUUAGUACAAGGAAGGAACUCACCAUUUGAGUGAUACAAUAAUUUAUUAUAAUAUAUGUGAUGCAUGAGAACGUGAGAACAAGAUAUAUUUUGUUCAUUAUGAGCUUGACUUAGGGUUUAGAUAUGAGACAAACAAAAAAAAUUACAAAGAUUGUUAUGUUUACUGGAUCAAUUUUGCUCGUGUUCAAUUUGUACUGAAACUAUAUAAAUCAUUGUUAUUGCUAUAAUAUUUAGGAUAUUAUGUACUUGUUCAUUUGUUCAGUACUAUGAUUUCUUUUUUGGUAAUCCAAAAUUUAUUUGUCGUGUU